Ilex paraguariensis (yerba mate) is the source of this 468-nucleotide messenger RNA. Lineage: Eukaryota; Viridiplantae; Streptophyta; Magnoliopsida; Aquifoliales; Aquifoliaceae. The record is from the annotation of a GenBank genome assembly.
AUGCUAAAGGAAGCAAAAACCCAAGCAAAAGCUCAAGUUGGGAUUGAAGCCCUGUGGAGGGCUUUAGCCAAGAAUUUAUGGGUUAUAAUUCCAAGAGUUAUACCAAAUUUGGUGAAAGAUGCAGAAAUGAUAGAAGGAGAUGGUGGCCUUGGUACUGUUUUUCUCUUCAAUUUUGGCUCGGGUGUAUCUAAUAGCAUCAGCUACCAGAAGGAGAAAAUUGUGGAACUUGAUGAAUCACUGCAUCAAAUUGGGCUGAAAGUGAUAGAAGGUGGUCACCUGAAUCUCGGCUUUGCUUCAUACAAAACUACAUUCCAACUGACUGCAAUCGGAGAGUCAGAGACCCUAGUUGGUUUCAAGGUAGUUUAUGAGACUGAAACAGAAGAAACUCAUAUCCCAGGGGAGACAUCAAAGUCGGCACUUGCUUUCAUCAACUGCCUCGAAAACUAUCUAUUAAACCAAGGUCUCUGA